AACCCGGCAAUGGAAGCGUGGUCAGUGGAUGAGGUCUGCAAGUGGUUGGUGGAGAAAAACUUAGGUGAGCUAGUCCCCAGAUUUCAAGAGGAAGAAGUCAGUGGAGCUGCACUCCUGGCUCUUAAUGACCGGAUGAUCCAGCAACUAGUCAAGAAAAUUGGACACCAGGCUGUUCUGCUGGACUUCAUUAAAAAAUACAAGCAGAGCAAUCAAUGGCUGAAACCCACUGGAGGUCCCAGAGAGACAUCCCUGUUGACCCUGGCACAAGCUACCCCUGAGCAUGAAGAGAACUCCAGUCCCACCAGCUAUGAGGACCAGACAUCUUUGUAUCCAGUGGAAAACCUUGAUAAUGGGCUCAUUGACCAAAGAGUACUGAAGCAGAGAAAAAAUUCGAAGCCUGUUCUAGCAAGGCAUAAAGCGUUACAAUGGACCAAAUCCUAUAUCUUACCAGAGUUUCCCUAUGAUGUCAAGUGCAUGCUGGCGGAGCAGAAGUGCCCUGAUCACAGCAUGAGGAUAAGGAUCAUCGAGUUUCUCCAGGCAGAUAUGACUAAGUACCUGGAAGGCUCACUGUACCCCACCACCCAGCAGUACAACGAUGUGGUCAACGCUCUGCUGCAGGCCCAUCCUUUCUUGGAUGAGGACGGCUGUGGCUUUUUUUUAUGGAAACGAGCCCUCAAAGAUCGCUUUAAAUAUGUUCGAAGACCCAUAGAAGAUGACGAGCAAGUCAUGAGAAAUAAGUGCAAAUUUGGACACCGAAGAGGCCAGAGAAGGAAGUCUCUCGUUGACACAAGAUCUGACGAAAUUAAAGUUGUGCAGAUAAAAGAAGAAUCCGUUUAUUUAGAUUCGGAGGUGGAUGAGCAUAUUCACUGGUUCCAGCGAGAAUUUAUGAAAACAGACAAGGACUGGAGAGAAAUUGACAAGAGGAUGAGCCAGACUCUGGAAAUCAGAAGAAAGAUGAUUGACCGCCGAGCACCCCUCAAGGACAUUCUCACGAUGUUUCCUUUCCUGAAGUGCCCUUACCAGAUGUUCCGAGAAGUCCAACUUCUUACAAGAACAGAUAUCUAUAAGAAAACAAGGCAUAUUCUGGAAUCCUACUCAGAGAAUAUACUGACUGCAUUUUCUGUGGUGGACAAUCCAAUCAACACUGCACUGCAAGAGAAGAUGAAACAGUAUACAGAUGAAGGAGUGCUGAAGUAUAUGAAGAUGACGGCCACAUGUCUACUCCUCCCAGACGUUUUUGGGGAUGAUCCCAGCCUUUUUGUUGUUGUGAAUGAGAAGGUGCAUGCAUCAACUCCGGUGCUGGAGGUUAAAAACCCUUUCCACAUCAAUGGCUGUGAGUUCUCUCUGUAUCUGGACAAAGAGAAGCUUGCCAAGGUGGACGACUGUGUCACAGCCCUGGCUGCUUUGGUGGCCGCUUUUCGUGUGUUUGGGAUUGAGUGUCCAAGAAGACUGUCCCAAACCUUUAACUUCCUGGAGACCUUGAUCUUUGAUGCACAGAGUCCCUGUAUUCCAUCUUUGAAAGAAAAGGAAAUCAGAUCUCAGCUUCCCAUCACUUAAGAGUAUCCGAAUUAGCCUCCGGGGCAACCGAAGCUUCAUAAACAAUUGCAGAAUCAUUUAGGGUUGCCUCAGAGGUAGGGAUUGAAAAAACCACGUUGUUUUUUGUGUCAAUGAA
This is a messenger RNA of Microtus ochrogaster (prairie vole), 1672 nucleotides long. It is a transcript of the gene Samd3, whose product is annotated as sterile alpha motif domain containing 3. Lineage: Eukaryota; Metazoa; Chordata; Mammalia; Rodentia; Cricetidae. Gene Ontology annotation, molecular function: protein binding. The record is from RefSeq and is a predicted model, not a curated record.